This is a messenger RNA of Grosmannia clavigera kw1407, 2976 nucleotides long. RefSeq names its product vacuolar protein sorting protein. The record is from RefSeq and is a predicted model, not a curated record. Gene Ontology annotation, cellular component: HOPS complex; endosome. Gene Ontology annotation, biological process: vesicle-mediated transport; vacuole organization; intracellular protein transport. Bases 1 to 2976 code for a protein of 991 amino acids. NCBI's taxonomy places the organism in Eukaryota, Fungi, Ascomycota, Sordariomycetes, Ophiostomatales, Ophiostomataceae. Gene Ontology annotation, molecular function: protein-macromolecule adaptor activity. The transcript is spliced from 3 exons.
AUGGCUUUGGACCCGUCGAGCGGCUUUGCGGCCGCUGCAGAGAUUGAAGAUGAUAGUUCUCUGCCUAUUUUUGACGUCCAGCGCGUCCAGCUGCAGUUCUCCAUCGCCGCCUCUUUUGUUGCCGCCCAGGUGGCCAACAACGUCCUCGUCCUCGCUCUUUCCAAUGGGCGCAUCCUCCGCAUCGACCUGAACCGGCCCGAGGACAUUGACGACAUCGAUCUUCCAAAGCGCCCGUCCGAGGUCGGGGUGAUCCAGCGCAUGUUUCUCGACCCGACAGCUUCCCACCUCAUCAUCUGUACGGCACUGGGCGAAAGUUACUACCUCCAUUCUCAAUCGCGCCAGCCGCGCCAGCUAGCCCGCCUGCGUGGCAUUUCUGUCCAGAGCAUUGCGUGGAACCCGUCGCUGCCGACAUCGUCCACGCGCGAGAUUCUCAUCGGUGCGGCCGAUGGCAACAUAUACGAGACGUACCUCGAGACGUCCACCGAAUUCUACCGCAAGGAGGACAAGUACUUGAAGAACCUGGCCCACCUGUCGGAUGGUCCCAUCACGGGGCUCUGGGUAGAUGCCCUGCCUGCCCGAACGGACCAGUAUCGCCGCGUUCUCGUCAGCACUCCAUCACGGCUGCUUCACUGGGCUGGCAAGAUCGGCCGUGCCCAAGAGGGCGGCGCAUCGAUCUACACCAGACUGUUUGACGCCGAGCAGCCGGUCAUUCACGAGAGUGCCACGCCCUCUGGCGGUAGCGGCUCUGUGGCGUCCUCUGCUUCGACACCAAGUCCGGCGCCCGCGUCCUCUUCGCUCUCUCCCUCUGCGCUCGUGGUUUCCCCCGAUCCCGAGGCCAGCAGGCCGUACGAAGAAGCAGUUCCCGACCGUGCCUUUGCUUGGCUGUCAGCUCAGGGCGUGUACCAUGGCAAGCUCCUCGUGGCACCGACCAAGCCCGAGCUGGGGUCCAUGGUGUUUGCAGAGUCGAAGCUGAUCCCCAGGACACAACUGGCGACGUCCCUUCCCGACACGUCCAGCUGGGGGCGGAAGCGGGGAGGUCCUGAAGCGAUAGAGGCAAUUGCCUUGACGCAAUGGCACGUCAUCGGCAUUGUCGGCAGCCGCGUUGUCGCUGCCAACCGGCUGACGGGUACGGUCGUGUAUGACCAGGCCAUCCUCGACCAAGGCGACAAAGCGAUCGGGCUGUGCGUGGACCUGCAGAAAAGCACGUUCUGGCUCUUCACGUCGCAGGAGAUUUUUGAAGUGGUAGUCCGCGACGAGGACCGCGACGUGUGGAAGAUCAUGCUGCAGCUGCAACAGUUUGACGCGGCCAUGCAGUACGCCCAUUCGGCAGCCCAGCGAGACGCUGUGGCCACGGCUUCGGGAGACUAUCUCAUGGGAAAGGGCAUGUUCGACGAGGCGUCGGGGAUCUACGGGAAGAGCAGCAAGCCGUUCGAAGACGUGGCGCUUGCGCUGAUCGACCGGAACCAGCCAGAUGCGCUGCGCAAGUACCUCCUGACCAAGCUGGGGACGUACAAGAAGACGGCCAUCAUGCAGCGGAUGAUGAUAGCCAGCUGGCUCGUGGAGAUCUUUAUGGCCAAGCUAAACUCGUUGGACGACUCGAUCACGACCAGGGCGGAGCUGUCGGCGACACGGACGCCGGCAGAGACGCGCGACCAGCUGAGGACGGUGCGAGACGAGUACCAGUCGUUCGUGGUGCGGAACAAGGCCGACCUGGACCGCAAAACGGUGUACGACAUCAUCAGCAGCCACGGGCGCGAAGAGGAGUUGCUGUUCUUUGCCAACACGAUCAAUGACUACCACUACGUGCUCGCGUACUGGGUGCAGCGCGAGAAGUGGGCCGAGGCGCUGAACGUGCUGAAGCGACAGACGGAUGCCGAGGCCUUCUACCGGUACAGCAGCGUGCUCAUGAUGCACGUGGCCACAGACCUGGUGGACGUAUUGAUGCGGCAGGGCGGCGGGGUCAAGCCGCGAAGCAUCAUCCCGGCGCUGCUCGAAUACGACGAGCACUACAAGGGCCCGCUGGCACAGAACCAGGCGAUCCGGUACCUGCAGUACGUGGUCAACCAGCUACACUCGGCCGAUGCAGCGGUGCACAAUACGAUGGUGGCAAUCUACGCGGCACACCCAUCGGCAGACGAGACGGCCCUACUGUCGUAUCUUGAGUCGCAGGGCGACGAUCCGCGCUUCGAUGCGGAUUUUGCGCUGCGGCUGUGCAUCCAGUACCGACGGGUGCUCUCGUGCGUGCACAUCUACACGAACAUGGGGCAGUACGUGCAGGCGGUGGACCUGGCGCUCUCGCACGACGCCAUCGAACUGGCAGCGGUGGUGGCAGACCGGCCGAUGGGCAACACGGCGUUGCGCAAGCGGCUGUGGCUGGCGGUAGCGCGCAAGGUGAUAUCGCAGCAGUCCAACAGCAGCAUCAAGACGGCCAUCGACUUCCUCAAGCGCUGCGACCUGCUGAAGAUCGAGGACCUGAUCCCGUUCUUCCCCGACUUUGUCGUGAUUGACGACUUUAAGGAGGAGAUCUGCGCCGCGUUGGAGGACUACAGUCGCGAGAUCGAGGGUCUGAAGAAGGAGAUGGACGACAGCAGCCAGACGGCAGCCAACAUCAAGGGCGACAUUGCCGCGCUAGACCAUCGAUAUGCCAUUGUCGAGCCGGGUGAGAAGUGCUCGGUGUGCGGGUUGCCGCUGCUGAGCCGCCAGUUCUUUGUCUUUCCGUGUCAGCACGCCUUCCACUCGGACUGUCUCGGCCGUCGCGUGCUGGAGCAGUCGAGCCUGGCGGCCAGCCGGAAGAUUAAGGAGCUGCAGGUGCAGAUCACCAAGGGCUUUGUCAGCGGGCUGAAGAAGGACGCCAUGGUUGCAGAGCUCGACGCGCUCGUUGCAUCCGCCUGCAUCCUUUGCAGUGACUUUGCCAUCAAGAAGAUUGACGAGCCUUUUAUCCGCGCGGACGAGAACAAGAACGAAUGGGCAUUGUAG